This is a messenger RNA of Stereum hirsutum FP-91666 SS1, 630 nucleotides long. RefSeq lists its product as uncharacterized. NCBI's taxonomy places the organism in Eukaryota, Fungi, Basidiomycota, Agaricomycetes, Russulales, Stereaceae. Bases 184 to 630 code for a protein of 148 amino acids. The record is from RefSeq and is a predicted model, not a curated record. The transcript has 6 exons.
UGCCAAUGUGAAGCCGAUGGCAUCGAACAACUGGUUGGCCCAUGCUGAGCUGCAGACUUGUUCCCAUCUACCUCUCGUACUUCACACAUUGUUGAAAAUAUCCUCUUCGCCGGCGGAGCAGAUUACGGAUACGCCGGGAGAAUCUCAUGGGCCCUCGACAACAUUAUUUCUCCUUAUUUUUCCAUGCUCCAGGCCAUCGCAGUGAACGUCAUGUUUCUGAACCUCCGAAACAUCAAUGGUCGCGCUGAACCCACAGAUUUUGCACCAUCCCUUCCCGAGCUGAAUUUUACGCAGAAUCGAUUUUUGGGCAACAUAGGGGCUCCGGUGGAGCCUGAACAAUGGGACAACCUUGACGUAUUUGAGGAGCAGCUUGAGACGAGUGGUACCGAAGAUUGGACCGCGACUUCCACGGCAUUCACCGCUGAUGCUGAUGAGGUGUCUGGUGCCAAGAUAUUGAGUUCGUUCGUCGCGCAGGUCGACAUAUCGAUCAAGGAAGCCACGGAAAAGACGUCGUAUGAUCUGCUGGUUUUGUUUGAUGCGCAGGGAGGCAGUUGGAGGGUAGAUGACCCGCCGUACGACAUCACUUUCAAAAGUGUGGAAGAGUAUGCUAAUGAGUCCGCACCGAAGUGA